GCUAGCACUGAAAUCCUGCAAGAUGCCUUCUCGGCCCUCGCCGUGUUACAGAACGAAUACUACCAGAUCGGAAGAAGCACUUGGCCGUCGGCGAUAGACUGGACAGCUGCCGUGACCCAAACUGUAGUUUCGGGCAUGUUGUCAACCCUCACCAGGUCGCUCGACUUGGUCGACCCGGGCGCCACCUCGAGUUUUCAAGAAGCGCAUGAGAACCUCGUCUCGUCCGUGUACGAUCAAAUCAUUGGCUAUUAUUAUGGGCAGGACAUUGUUGCGAUCAAAGACGAGGCCUUUGAUGACAUACUAUGGGUGGUGCUUGGCUGGAUAGAGGCCAUGAACUUUGCGCGACUGCACGACAGCCUCCAUUUCCCCAAAGCCGAGCACAAUCCCAACGCCACCUUGCCUACCGAUAUCCAUGUCGCUUUGGCGACGCUGCCCUGGCGGGGUCGAUUCUGGAUCCCUUCGUUCCAGAGUCGUGCUCAGAGCUUCUGGCUCCUUGGGGCCGAAGGAUGGGACACGGAGUUGUGCCACGGAGGCAUGGUCUGGAACCCGCGCCUGGAGCCCUACAAGAACGCCAUCACAAACGAGCUAUACAUCUCUGCCUCCAUCUCCAUGUACCGGCACUUUGCCGACGACAGCACGGUCGAUGGGGACCCAGUGUAUCUUCAGGCAGCCAUCGAGGGCUACAAAUGGCUCGUCAACAGCAACAUGACCAACGACGCAGGCUUGUUUGUAGAUGGAUUCCACAUUGGCGGACUUGCGGACGGCAAUAUUGAGUGCAAUGUCCGCGAUGAGAUGGUGUACACUUACAACCAGGGCGUGCUGCUCACCGGCCAACGAGGGCUAUGGGAAGUGACUGGGAGUCCUUCAUACCUAGCGGAUGGCCAUGAUCUUAUUCAAGCAGUUAUUAACGCCACUGGCUGGGAUCUGGAGACGAACCAACCAAUCGACGCAGUGGGUGUGCCCUCGGAACUUCCUAGAUGGAGAGGCCUUGGUCGGGGCGGCAUUCUAGAAGACGCGUGCGAUGCAAGCGGCACAUGCUCCCAGGACAGCCAAACGUUCAAGGGCAUCUACUUUCACCACCUGAACGAGUUCUGUCGACCCUUGGAUCGGAACAGUUUCAAGGAGCACAAGUCCUUCAACGUAAACAGUUUCAAUUCCGUCAAGGCAGCUCACAGAUCGGCCUGCCAGGCGUAUCUCGGGUGGAUCAAGCACAACGCCCUGGCAGCGUUGGAGACUCGAGAUGCACGAGGCCGAUUUGGCAUGUGGUGGGGUGCAGGACUUGUUGGCAACAGCAUCGCCGUGUCUUCGCAAGGCGACGGGAUCGAUCACGAUGCCGCAAACACUACCGACUAUCGCAAUCAUGGGACUCCUCAAGACGACAUCUGGGGGCGAGCGUCGAGAUGGCUGCCAGGGCCUCAGAAGGGAGGACAGAUGCCAAGGUCGACGGAUCCUAAUGAUCGCGGCAGGGGGCGGACGGUGGAAACGCAGGUGGGAGGACUGGCCUUGCUCCGCGCAUACUGGGAUGUUUCG
This is a messenger RNA of Trichoderma reesei QM6a, 1530 nucleotides long. Its product is annotated as glycoside hydrolase family 76. Lineage: Eukaryota; Fungi; Ascomycota; Sordariomycetes; Hypocreales; Hypocreaceae. The annotation marks the transcript as partial. Gene Ontology annotation, biological process: carbohydrate metabolic process. The record is from RefSeq and is a predicted model, not a curated record. The transcript has 3 exons.